Messenger RNA from Gastrolobium bilobum, 1013 nucleotides. RefSeq lists its product as uncharacterized. The transcript has 6 exons. The record is from RefSeq and is a predicted model, not a curated record. Bases 8 to 988 code for a protein of 326 amino acids. NCBI's taxonomy places the organism in Eukaryota, Viridiplantae, Streptophyta, Magnoliopsida, Fabales, Fabaceae.
UACAACGAUGGAUCUUCCUCGAUACAUCGACGAUUACAUCAAACAAUCCAUUGAUGAUUCGUUGGGGAUUCCUGUGUCUUCGCAAACCCUAGAGACCAAGCUUCGCGCCUCCCAAGAGUCACAAUGGCGCCUCCGCGAACAGUACCUUUCCCUACUCCCCAAAUUGAAGCAGAAAGACCAACUCAUCGAACGCCUCAAGUCUGAAUCGACUAUGAAUGCUCAAGCUUUGAAGAAGUUUGUUGAGGAAAAUCAGAGACUGGCGUUGGAGUGUGAGAAUCUGUUGGUCCAAUGCCAGAAAUGGGAAAAGGAAUGCGCGCUGUAUGAUCUUGACAGGGAAGCGUUGAUGGAAUUCGGAAACGACGCUGAAGAACGGGCACGGGAGGCUCAAUCACGCGUUCUCAUGUUGGAACGGGAUUUGCUUUUGUUGGAGAAUGAGUUGAAGAAAUACAAGCAUUACCACGAAUUGGUCGAUUCUUCCUCUGCAUGCACACAUGGGGAAAAGAAUUUACUUGACUCUCUUUUGGCAACUCUUACUAGCAAAGAUGAUGAUUCUACAUAUGCAUUUUUGGAAGUAAAUAGUGAAAAUGAGUCCUGUAAGAAGUUGCUUAGUAUGUGGAAUUGCUUAAAGCCAUCAACUCAGAGAGUUCUGUCAGUAGUUGCCAAAGUUACGUCACUUGAAAAAGAUAAGGAGCAUCUAAGAACUAACCUUCACAAAGCUGAGGAGGAGGUCAAAUUACUGUUUGAUGAAAAUAACAUACUGGAUGAGGAGAACAAAAGGUUGUUGAGGCAAUACAAGGAAAAUAACCAUCCUGGUUCUGCGGGGAAACAUACAAGCAGUGGAUCUGCCAAGUCAAACAAGAGAAAGUCUAGUCCCAGAACAAGUAGCCCAAUGGAGAGGAAUAUUGAUUUUGACGAUCUAGAUUCAGCAAGACAACCAUUAUCACCCUUGCGAAAUAACUCCCUAGAUUGUAGAAUGCAUAAAAAGUAAUACGACAGACUAAUGUACUAAUAGA